GCCAGGACGCAUGCGCAGUCGCAGAGCAGGAAAAGAAAUGGCGGAGUUCGGGGAGAUCAAUGGGGAGCAGUCUGGUCGGAGCGAGCAAGUCAGGAGUGGUGGAGGACUUUCUCAUGGGGAGGGCGCUUCUGCACUCCGUGAAUCUGUGUGUGGCAUUCUCAAUGCCAUGGCGGCAUUUAGUACAGAGUUGAAUUUAGGCGCUGAUGCUCUGAAAUUGGAUGUCAGUCCAAGCCGUAUCAAUAUCUCAUCCCUUCAGCCAGCAUCUGUGCUUACCUGUGUCCAGCAGCAUAUCUCAAAACUGCAGACCGUGUCUGCAAACCUGAAGCAGCUGAUAGAGGCGGAUGCUGUGCUGGUAGCAGCCGCAGACAGUGGGGGUGAUGUGGGCCCCGCGGGGGGCAGCAUCGAGCCCAAGAGAGACGACCCCAACGUGCAGAUCAAAGUGAGCAAGUCAGAGAUUGAUAGAAGAAUAUCGGCAUUUAUCGAGCGCAAGCAGCUGGAGAUCAAUGAAAGCAAUGUGCGGGAGUUUUGUAACGUGAUCAACUGUAAUCAGGAGAACAGCUGUGCUCGGACAGACGCCAUCUUCACGCCGUUCCCUGGCCUCAGGAGCCACGUGAAAGUGACGCGGGUGGUGAACACUUAUGGUCCCCAGACGCGAGCAGCAGGCGGCAGAGAGACCACCAACCAGAAACGGGGUGGGGCCUCUAGGGAUUGUGGGAAUCCUGCUGUAGAGGAACGUCUCCACAACAUUGAAGCACACCUCAAGCUCUCUGCGGAGGGGCCCGUGCCUCUGAACAUCUACCAAAGGCUGAAAAUGUUGGAGGACAGAAUCCUGGAGCUGGAAGGCCUCUCCCCAGAGUAUUUCCAGUCCAUGACAUACUUGCACAAGCGACGAAAAACAUCGUCACAGGCUUACAGCCUGACAGAGUUGGACGGGAAGAUCAACGCACUGAAGGCCACUUUGCUGAAGAAAGUUGGAGAGUUUCGGCUGAGAGACGCGGAGGAGUUCCUCUUUUGAUGUGGCUGCCGCCCUUUUCACCGUCCACAGGGGUGCAGUACCCACAGGGAGUCGGACAAUACCACUACAGACAGAUGCUACCAUUACAUCUGUUUAUAUAUCUCCAUACAUGCUAAUUAUGGUUUAAUAGGUACACGUUGGUAUUCCAGUAAAUGGACUGACGUAUCUGGAAGGGUCUGCUUUUUGUAUUUGCCAGGUUUAUAUUUACGUUCUUCGCUUUGAAUUGUAUAAGUGCAUGUUUUGCUUACCAUUUACUGUUUUUUGUUUGCUUUUGUUCAAUGUAAUUUGUGACUGUUUUGUAAAUAAACUGAAGGAAAAAGA
Messenger RNA from Brienomyrus brachyistius, 1336 nucleotides. It is a transcript of the gene mbip, whose product is annotated as MAP3K12 binding inhibitory protein 1. Lineage: Eukaryota; Metazoa; Chordata; Actinopteri; Osteoglossiformes; Mormyridae. Bases 11 to 1015 code for a protein of 334 amino acids. The transcript has 9 exons. The record is from RefSeq and is a predicted model, not a curated record. Gene Ontology annotation, cellular component: cytosol.